GGCAGUUGGGGGACCCUGGCUCCCGUGCGGGAUUCCCCGGAGGAGGCGCGCCAGGCCCGGGGAGGGGCGCGAUUUCCUCCCGGCUCACCCCCUCUCCGCCCGCCCACCCCGCGGCCGCCGCUUCGGGGCGGGCAGGGGAGGAAGUGGAGGCCGGUGGCGGCGGCUCCGCGGCGUCCCCUCCCCCCGCGCAGUUUAUAACCCGUCCAUUGUGCGCCGCUGCCCGUGUGUGUCUCCCUCCAGCGCGACCAUGCCCAGGAAGAAGGCGGCGGCGGCCUGGGAGGAGCCCAGCUCGGGCAACGGCACGGCCCGCGCCGGGCCCAGGAAGCGCGGCGGCCCCGCCGGCAGGAAGCGCGAGCGCCCCGAGCGCUGCAGCAGCAGCAGCGGCGGCGGCAGCAGCGGCGACGAGGACGGCCUGGAGCUCGACGGGGCGCCGGGCGGGGGCAAGCGCGCGGCGCGGCCGGCGGCGGCCCCCAAGGCGGGCGGCGCGGCGGUGGUCAUCACCGAGCCCGAGCACACCAAGGAGCGCGUCAAAAUUGAAGGGUCUAAGUGCAAAGGGCAGCUUUUGAUUUUUGGGGCAACGAACUGGGACUUGAUUGGUCGGAAAGAAGUGCCUAAGCAGCAAGCUGCCUACCGCAAUCUGGGUCAGAAUUUGUGGGGGCCCCACAGGUACGGGUGCCUGGCGGGGGUCCGGGUGCGGACGGUGGUGUCGGGGUCGUGCGCUGCCCACAGCCUCCUCAUCACCACAGAAGGGAAGCUGUGGAGCUGGGGCCGGAACGAGAAGGGGCAGCUGGGACAUGGCGACACCAAGAGGGUGGAAGCCCCCAGGCUCAUCGAGGCGCUCAGCCACGAAGCCAUCGUGUCGGCGGCCUGCGGGCGGAACCACACCCUGGCCUUGACCGAGACGGGCUCCGUGUUCGCAUUUGGAGAGAACAAGAUGGGGCAGCUGGGCCUGGGCAACCAGACGGACGCGGUCCCGAGCCCCGCACAGAUAAUGUACAAUGGCCAGCCAAUUACUAAAAUGGCCUGUGGGGCCGAAUUCAGCAUGAUAAUGGAUUGCAAGGGAAACCUCUAUUCCUUUGGGUGCCCUGAAUACGGUCAGCUGGGACACAACUCGGACGGGAAGUUCAUCGCCCGCGCGCAGCGGAUAGAGUAUGACUGCGAGCUGGUGCCCCGGCGAGUGGCCAUCUUCAUCGAGAAGACGAAAGACGGGCAGAUCCUGCCCGUCCCCAACGUGGUCGUACGAGAUGUGGCGUGUGGCGCCAACCACACGCUGGUCCUUGACUCCCAGAAGCGUGUCUUCUCCUGGGGCUUCGGCGGCUACGGCCGGCUGGGCCACGCCGAGCAGAAGGACGAGAUGGUUCCCCGCCUGGUGAAGCUGUUCGACUUCCCCGGGCGCGGGGCGACCCAGAUCUACGCCGGCUACACCUGCUCCUUCGCCGUCAGCGAAGUGGGUGGCCUGUUUUUCUGGGGGGCCACCAACACUUCGCGGGAGUCCACCAUGUACCCGAAGACCGUGCAGGACCUCUGUGGCUGGAGGAUCCGGAGCCUGGCUUGUGGGGCUACGGGGACCACAAGCCCAAGUCUUCCACCGCCGCGCAGGAGGUGAAGACGCUGGACGGCAUUUUCACGGAGCAGGUUGCCAUGGGCUACUCGCACUCCCUGGUGAUCGCGAGAGACGAGAGUGAGACUGAGAAAGAGAAGAUCAAGAAGCUGCCAGAGUAUAACCCGCGCACCCUCUGACUGCCCGGGGCCUCCGCCCCCUCUCGCGGCAGCUGUCAUUUCCACGUGCACCGGGACGGAAGUCCGACGAGGAAUUUAAACAAGUCGACCAGAGGUGCAUUUUUGUUAGACUCCCUGAGGUUCCGUUUAGAAGUGAUUCAACAUCAACUACCUUUUCUGUAUGCUUUCCAAAGUGUUUUUUUUCCUCCAUGUUUGAUUAAAAUAUUUGCUCAUAGUUGACUUACCAUUCCUACAAGAGGCAGAAACUUUGAGCAACCAGGAUUUUUUUUAAGUUUUUCUCUACCCCACCCCCUCAAUACUCUUCUCAACGCUCUCUCCUUUCCAUUGUAAUUAGCAUUGUGAUCGGAGUGGGUGCCACCUGGGGAGGAUCGCCAUUUGCUCAGAAAACAGUGCCCCUCGCGGGCAGCAUUGUUGGCAAAGGGGGUCCCUGGUGGUCCUCUCCAUCCGAAACCAGGCCCGCGUGCUUAGGAAGCACCUGGGUCCCUUCCUUCCCGGGUCCCGUGUCCUCCCCGCAGCUGCUUGUAAGCCCUGCCUCUUGGCUGCGACAUUAAUAGAACCUGCCGUCUCCCCCCUGGUGGGGGCUCCGGGGCAUGUUUAGCCAUUUAUAUCUACUUUAUCUGUACAUGACGUCCAAGUGACAAAUCAGGUGACCGUGGAACCAAGCGGCUCCGGGGCGUCCGCCGUGGGGACACUGUAUCUGGUUCAAGAACCAGCGUUAAGGUUCCUCUGAGGGGCCAGGGCCGCCUCGCAGCGCUCGCCGUUAGAGAUUGAUCUGCCAGCCGAGAAAAGUGCAUUCUGAGUCCUUGCAAAGGACCCGCCCUAUGUACCAGCCUUUAGCGCCUUCGUGCUUGUUUUUAUCACCCCCGCCCCCGCCCCCACCCCCGCCGCUGGUUCAGCUGCCACAGCCCCGGCUGUGUCUGAGACUCGGGUUCCAGUUCUGCUAACCCAGUCCUGGUCACGUUGGCCGGGCUGGGGUACCAAAUAGAUGGGAUCGUGCAGAAGUCCCGUCCCCGCGUGUCAGCGCAGACACAGACUGCCAGCUGCCUCCCGCCAGGCGCCCUGUGCCAGCUCGUCCUGCGGUGGCCGCUCUGCGUGAGCGACGAGGUGCCUUUCCCGGAUCCCUCCUCUCCCUGGGACCCAUGAGAGGCGACCGCGCUGCCUGGGGCUCUUGGCCUCGAGAGGGUCUGGACUGGUUUGGGUGCUUUAAAUAGACUUUUUAGUUCAGUGGUGCUUCUGGGGGAGAGGGGGAUAGAAUUCAGCGUGAGACUCGGGUGGAUGGGAAAGUUAAAUAUGGUCUUUGAUUUUGUUUUGCUAUUGUUACCACUUGUCAUUGUCUUGAUGUUAAAAUGCCAAAAAUGAUCCUGUUGUUGCUUUUCCCCUGCUUGUCCUCCACUCCUCGCGGUGGCGUCUGCCCUCCCUGGGCCUGGGUCUGUCCUGCCCGGCAUGAGGAGCCGGCCUACAGCCAAGACUCGGUCUCACUUCCUGCUCAUCCCCGCUGUCCUGGGCUCAGCCAGUCCUGGGGAGAAGCUUCUGCUAAACUAACCCAAUUUGUCCAAAUCACCCCCGAAACCACCAUCUUUAACUUGAGCUUCCUCACGUAGAACCCAUUUCCCUGACAAGUCUCUCUCGGAGCAGGUUCGAUGCCCGUGUUCCUCAGACGCGCACAGCUCCCCUCAGGCCUGUAGGCACUGAGUGCGGGAGCAGAGCCUGGUCCGGGCUGCAGGAGCCGCCCUCGGCCACGCAGGGCUUCCACCAACCCCCGGACUGAGCUGAGGCCGCCCAGCCCAUGCUAGUGCCCUUGCAGGGACGGCAGGAAAGGGGCUACCUUCCCAGUGGAGGCUGCCCGCUGCUCUCCCACAAUCACUCCUUUGGCUGAGUUUAAGGUGAACUCCCUAACGGGGUCCCCUGAAGAGCAGGAGGAGGGCGGUCCCUGCUCCAGGAGGAAGGGAUGUGGCUUGGCGAGUGCUUGGCGCUGACCCUGGGCGUUGCCAUGUCUUCCAGCGCAGGAAGGAGACCUCGGAAGAGGCUUAGAGAGAAGGGGAGCCUGGGAGGGUGAUUUGGUCGAAGGUGCCUGGUUUAGUGCUGUAAUUGUCUUAUUUUUUUUAUAUAUAUUUCUUGGAGUAAACAUUUUAAAUAAACGACAUCAUUGUUUACUCUG
Pipistrellus kuhlii (Kuhl's pipistrelle) is the source of this 3898-nucleotide messenger RNA. It is a transcript of the gene RCC2, whose product is annotated as regulator of chromosome condensation 2. Bases 248 to 1606 code for a protein of 452 amino acids. The transcript has 11 exons. The record is from RefSeq and is a predicted model, not a curated record. NCBI's taxonomy places the organism in Eukaryota, Metazoa, Chordata, Mammalia, Chiroptera, Vespertilionidae.